AUGGCAGAUGACGAAGGUGAAGCAGUAGAAAAGAAGCUGAAGCAGGAGAAGAAGAAGAAGAAGAAGAAGAAAGAGAGAGAGAGAAAGAGAACGAGUCGAAACCCUGGACGUCGUCAGGCAUCGCGGGGCAUCACGUUGUUUCUGCUGGCCGCAACCUCAACCUCCUUUUUCCCGCCACCCCAAAUAGCUAUGAUAAUUAAUUAA
Molecule: messenger RNA, 204 nt
Organism: Trichophyton benhamiae CBS 112371
Lineage: Eukaryota; Fungi; Ascomycota; Eurotiomycetes; Onygenales; Arthrodermataceae
Exons: 1
Coding region: 1-204 (67 amino acids)
Source: RefSeq, a predicted model, not a curated record